Molecule: messenger RNA, 3323 nt
Organism: Osmia lignaria (orchard mason bee)
Lineage: Eukaryota; Metazoa; Arthropoda; Insecta; Hymenoptera; Megachilidae
Product: luc7-like protein 3
Biological process (GO): mRNA splice site recognition
Cellular component (GO): U1 snRNP
Molecular function (GO): mRNA binding
Source: RefSeq, a predicted model, not a curated record
UAUUGUUUGCUACACUACCGCCUUCUAAAGUAAAAAACUUUAGGAGGGUUAUAACCGAGUAUCGUCACUUCGUUUUGUAUUAAUUGUCCAUGUGAAUUUGUCUUGUUUUGAAGUGAAUUUACUCCAUUGUGUUGUCUAGUGUACAUACUUUUCAUUAAAUGCACGAAUAAAUCAUUCAACUUUCGUGGUAUUCGUAGAAAAAUCGUUGAUGCACUAUCGUGUAUCCUUAAUACACGACAUUCAAUCAAGAAUUUCGAAAUAUGGCUGCUGCUGCUGCUGCUGCUUUGCUCGAUGAGCUUAUGGGAAGAAACAGAAAUGUUCUUCCCAACGAGAAGCCUAAAGAACUUAAUUGGGAAGAUCCAGAGUUUUGUAAAUUGUAUUUAGUCAAAUUUUGCCCCCACGAUUUGUUUGUUAAUACGAGAGCCGAUUUGGGCGCGUGUUCCCGGGUACACGAUGACGAGGCCAGAGAAUUGUUUGAAAAAGCGCCAUAUUCGUACCGAAAACAACAAUACGAAGAUGAAUUUAUUAGGUUUUGUCAAAGCAUGUUGAAUGAAGUUGAAAGGAAGAUAAUCAAAGGGAAGCAACGGUUAGCUCUUAUUGGAAGAACAGAAGCGCCUACUUUAACACCAGCACAAACUCAGAGAAACGAAGAACAAAUUGCACUUUUAACCGAAAAGAUUAACAAGUUGGUAGAAGAAGCAGAACAAAGUGGGAUACAAGGCAAUGUUGAACAGGCUCAAGGUUUGAUGAGACUAUGCGAUCAGUUGAAAGAAGAACGAGAAACGUUAAGAAAAUCUAAUGAUAAUAGUCACUAUAAUCAGACCGCUGAAUUGGCUGCUGCACAAGAAAAACAAAUGGAAGUGUGUGAUGUUUGUGGUGCAUUUCUCAUUGUGGGAGAUGCUCAACAACGAAUCGACGAUCAUUUAAUGGGGAAACAGCACGUUGGAUACGCCAGAUUAAAGAGUGCCCUUCAAGAGAUUAUGAGUAAACGUGAAAAGGCUAGAGACGAGAAGGAACAAAGAAGAGAAGAAGAUAGAAAACAAAGAGCACGCGCUAAUGAAGAUCUUGAUAGGCGAAGAAGAGACGACAGAGAUCGGGAUCGAGAAAGGGAUAAACGUCGCAGACGCGAUGACGAUAAAGAAAUUCUGGACAUAGAAGCAGAAGCAGGUCAAGAGAUAAACAUGACAAGCAUCGAGAUGAUGAUCAUCGACGUCAUGCUCGCGAUAAAGGAAAUCGUGAUCAUCGUAGCUCGAGUCACCAUAAUCGACGCCGCCAUCGAUCUAGAAGUCGAAGUCACAAGUAACUACUCUUGAUUGGUUAGUGAGUGAGAACUAAGCCAGACAGAAGAUAUGCCAUGGGGAUGUAACCACUACACGGACUCACUUGCACACUGCUUAAUAUAAUAUUAAGGUAAAGAUUUUGCAUAAUCUAAAAAAAUCCAACAAAUCAAAUUUUAUUCACUUGCGUUUGAAUUCAUUUUUACUGCAUUGCGCUAUCUCGAAUUUAAUUACAAAAGUCAAGAAUUAAAAAUUUAAUAUAAAGUAUUGUUAUCAGUGUUAUAUCAUGAAAUCAAGAAACAGUUCAAACGAUUUAUUAGCAAUUCAUUCGUAUUUGAUGCAAAUGUUACUUUGGAUUUUCUACAUAUUAAAAAAAAGACAUCAAAGUAAAUUAUCUAUAAUUUGCAUUGUAAUAUUCAUAAGAUUGUUAAUUGGAAUUAAUAAAACAGUACUGCAUUGAAGAUAUCAGGUUAUUUAAAAAAAAAAAGACACAAACAUUUUUAAAACAGUCAGAGUUAUAUACAACUUAACAAGACCAUCUGACACUGUACAAUCUCUAACAGAUUAUAAAAUUUAUUACAUAAGUAUACAUGUAUAUAUAUGUAUUAAUAAUACAUUAUUGAGCGAUAGAAUAUUCUAUCUAAAUACUGUACAUAGUAGUAAUAUUUGCUAUAAUACAAUUAUCUGCUAAUAAUCAAAUUAUCUUUGUACAAAUUAAAAUACUGUACAUCAAGUGUAAAUAUUUGUAUUGGUUGAAUGACUUUGAUUCUCUCGUGCGUAUUUAAUUCCCUCACUUCAUGUCAACAGAUGCCAAAAAGUUAAAAUAAUUAGACGGCAGCAAUUUUAUUUAAGUCCAAUAGUUUUUGUAACCUGAAAAUAAUAUAUUAUUUAAUUACUUAGUGUGAUUUGUUUUAGAAUUAUCUAGACAAUAAAAAAAAACUUAAAGGUUUGACAAAUUUGCUACCUCUUCGUAUACAGUCCAAGCCAUUGCAGUCACUAAUGUCCUUCUCAACAUUCUUGGAACAAUGCCUUUAAAAUACCCUAAUACACCGUAUUUUUCAUAAAUCCUCAAUACAGAAUUACGAACACCAUUAAAUUCAUUUGGAUACAGUUGUAUUUUCGUUUUAAUCACAUCUGCCGGUUGUGUUAUAAUAGAAGCAAAUAUUCCUGCUAGUAUUCCACAACUAAAAUGAACUGGAACUAAGGAUUUAUCGCAGAGCGAAUCUAAAAGUAUGAUUAAGUAAGUUAAAAAUAUUGAAUGACAGAGACAGAAAAAAAAUUUGAUUUUCCAUUUGAUCAAAGUUACCUGCUUCUAUAGCUAUACUUUUUAAUUGAGUAUAAAACAUAAGAUAAAGACCACUGAAAGGGGCGUCUCUUAAUAAUGUCGGUACUAAUCCGCGUGAAAGACCUCUUACUCCUUCCUGCUGAUAAAUUAAUUUCAGUGCUUCUCCUACACUAUUAUAUUUAUAAAUGUCGCUCUGUAAAAUGAAAACCAAACUGAAUCAUGUAUUUUCAUAGAAUUUGUAUUAAGUAGAAUAUUCUAGGUUUAUCAAUAUCAAUAUUUUUACAUCUUAUUUCAUUUGCUGUGCAUCUUUUUUUAUGACAUAAUAUUCCAUACAAUAUAAAAGAUGUAAAUAUAUUUAUAAUUGUUAUACGUACUUCAAAACGCGUUUUCACCACUGUUAUUGGAAUUAAUAAAACUCCAGACAUAGAUCUUGCUGUAAUACCUAGUAAUGUAGCUUCUAUAGGUGUGAGUGGAUCUUCUAGUUGCAAAGUGUGUUUUAACCAAUGUAACGAUGAAAAAUAUAAUCCAACACCAGGAACAACUCUGGUGAUAGACUGAAAGAAAAAGAAAUCUCAAUUCAUGCUCCUUUCCGAUUUUAUUUAAAUUCAAUAAUUGCCAUAGUUUACCGGAGUUAUACCCCUCCAGAGUCCAAACACAUUUUCUUUUUUAACUAUAUGAAUGAUCGUUCCUAAAGUACCACUUCUUGAAGCACUAAUUGAAAAGUAGGUAAUAAAAACAUAAGUGAAAAUAUAAUUUUAUUG